Molecule: messenger RNA, 477 nt
Organism: Sarcophilus harrisii (Tasmanian devil)
Lineage: Eukaryota; Metazoa; Chordata; Mammalia; Dasyuromorphia; Dasyuridae
Gene: TIFAB
Product: TIFA inhibitor
Biological process (GO): canonical NF-kappaB signal transduction
Molecular function (GO): protein binding
Source: RefSeq, a predicted model, not a curated record
AUGGACAGAUCAAUGACUGUCCUUCAAAUAGCCCUGACACAGGAAAAGGAGAUCUUUGGAGACAUCCCUCAUCCCCUGGAGCAUGACACUACCCAUUUAGUCAUUGGGAGAGGCCAUAACACCUAUUUCAAAUUUAGGCUUUCUGGCAUCUCUCACUGCAAUAUAUCCCUGGAGCCAUAUCUGGAGAAGGGAAAUGUCUGCCUGACAUUCUGUCUGAAGAUCCUAAACAGAAGCAGCAGAGUGUGGGUGAAUGGACUGACCUUGAAAUACCUGGAGAAAGUCCCAGUGACGGCAGUUAGCAAGGUCAUAUUUUCUGGAGUCCAGAUGGUUAUUCAUGUUAAGGUUGGUGCUUCUAAAGAAAAGUUUGCCUGUUGUAUCCAUUUACUGAUUUACAAGGCAAAGGCAGAAGAGACAGAAGAGUUUGAAGCCUUCCAAGAGAAUCCAGAGCUCCCACAAGAGACCGGGGAGUUAAAUUAA